UUAGUAACCAAAGAACUCAGCAGAAGCACAAGCUGGAAAGCGUCGCGGUGGGAGCCCUGAUGCCAGCCUGCCUCCCAGCCGAACUUGAGGCUUGGCUGGGGAAUGAUAGAAGCUCAGAAUGGGAAGGAACUGGAAGAAGAUUUGGAGGAUCUGGGAGGCAUCAAUGAGAAACUCAUAAGGCAACACCAGCUUCCACUUUCAGCACAGUCAGCCUUCAGCUACAUCCCACCUCGACGCAAUGACCCCAUUGAACUCAGCUAUUUUCACCAAGAGAGUAAGCCAGGAAUUGUUUCCAUGUAUGACUGCAUCUUUAAAAGACCCGUUGGCUAUGAUCCAAAACUUCAUCGGUGUGAUAGAGAACAUGCAAAAAGCAAAGGACUUCAUAUUAACAAUGAGGAAAAAGCAAGGCCCGUGGCCAUUUUGUCCUCCUCUGAAUAUGGGCGACGCAUCGAAAAUCCCGUGGAUGAGCAUUCUCGAGACCACGUACGCAUUAACCGCAUACAGGCAGAAUUUUACAGAAAAAAUGGAAUAACAUGCUUGAUAGAAAAAUCCACCAGAAGUGCUGAUCCAACCUAAGGCUGUCAAUGGCAAUCCAGAGCAGGAAGGUCUGCUUUUACCUGCUGUCAAUUCAAACAGAACAUCGUGACUCUGCUGCUCAGUUCUUCCCUAAAAUUCAGUCACCUAUGACUUUUUUUAAAAAAAGACACUCACUGCAUUUGGACAUUUGCAUAACUAGGAACCUGCAUGAAUGCUGCACUCAUGCACACAGCAUAAUAUCAGAAAAUAAAACUCAUGGAAGUCUCCACAGCUACUUACAUAAAAAGUGAUUUCAGCCUUUCUUUUUUCAGAGAAAAAACCCGCUUGCUAAAGUAGCCACAUAUUUCAUCAGUGGGGAGCCAUCUCCUUUACUUGUUGUGACCUACUAAAAAUAUGGCAGUUAACAGCUUUGAUUCAUAAAGCGAUCAAGAAUGAAGCAAGUGGAAGCGCCUUUUCUUGUUUAACAGGUUUUCUCUUUUGGAAACAAACCCCUAUCUUGUAAAUUGCAACCAUGUCUAAAUACAGCAAACAAUAAACACCUUCAUCUCUGUG
This is a messenger RNA of Pogona vitticeps (central bearded dragon), 1089 nucleotides long. RefSeq names its product cilia and flagella associated protein 90 (gene CFAP90). Lineage: Eukaryota; Metazoa; Chordata; Lepidosauria; Squamata; Agamidae. The record is from RefSeq and is a predicted model, not a curated record.